AGUAGACUGUAGGGCGCCGGAGCGAUCGCCCACCAGUUGAGUUCCAAGUUCAAGUUCGAAAUUCAAAAACUCUGCCAAAAAUAAAACCGCCGUUUGGAGUGUUGAAAGUAAUUCUAUUUUUAAAAAUAUUUACCGUUAAUUUUAGUUGUGCACGUAGUGUAAAAGUUUUAGUCCUGUGAACUUAAACUUUUGUUUUGAAGUUUGAAGGAAAACGCAGUGAACUACAGCUAUGUAACACAGUGACAAUGGCGUCUGCACUCAUGGACUGGCGGGUUCGCAGCCAGCUCGACAGCUUCCUGCUGAAGGUCGACACCAAGACCUGAGUGAUGCACCGGCGAAGAUAAACGGAGUAAAAUGGAGUACACCUCUGUUUUUCCUACUGAUGUGGCGUUACUUCUAAACGACACAGCAGCUGAAUACGAUGACGAUGAUCCUGACGCGGUGACACUGCUCUCCGUAUUGCUUGUUGGAAUAUUCCUCUCACUGCUGAUAUUCCUGAGCGUCGCUGGUAACAUCCUGGUCUGCAUCGCGAUAUACACAGACCGGGGCUUGCGAAGGAUCGGGAAUCUGUUCCUGGCGUCGCUUGCGAUCGCUGACAUGCUUGUAGCGGCCGCUGUCAUGACUUUUGCAGGAGUCAACGACUUGCUCGGAUAUUGGGUUUUCGGCGAGCAGUUCUGCGACACGUGGGUCGCGUGUGACGUCAUGUGCUCUACAGCAUCGAUACUCAACCUGUGCGCCAUCUCUCUCGACAGAUAUAUACACAUUAAGGAUCCUUUGAGGUACGGCCGAUGGGUCACUCGAAGAGUGGCGAUCAUCACAAUCGCCAUGAUCUGGUUACUAGCGGCGCUGGUCAGCUUCCUGCCCAUAUCCCUCGGCCUUCAUCGACCUGACGAGGAGGCACUGGCCACACAGAAACCGCCCAAGUACCCGACAUGCGCUCUGGUGCUGACCCCAACGUAUGCUGUGGUCUCCAGCUGUAUUUCCUUCAUACUGCCUUGCAUAGUCAUGAUCAGCAUAUAUUGCAGGCUCUACUGCUAUGCACAGAAGCACGUGAAAUCAAUCCGCGCGGUGACCCGGACCGUCCAAAUGCCGGAUAACCGAACAAAAUCAGUCCGCACGCGAGUGCACACACACGUACACUCGUCCCCGUACCACGUAUCUGACCACAAGGCCGCAAUCACGGUUGGCAUCAUCAUGGGCGUGUUCCUACUCUGCUGGGUGCCGUUCUUUUGCGUCAACAUUGUCGCGGCAUUUUGUAAGACUUGUAUUCCUGAUCUAGCCUUCAAAAUCCUAACAUGGCUAGGCUACUCCAACUCAGCGUUCAACCCGAUUAUCUACUCAAUCUUCAAUACCGAGUUCAGGGAAGCGUUCAAGAAGAUCCUGACGUCAAGGUACCCGCUCUGCUGCGGCUACCAAAGCGUCAGAGCCAACACUCCAACGAGAAACGAUAACUUUGUGACUGAUUAUGGAACGAAGACUUUAGUGGUACGUAGAAGCGGUUCCUUAGGUCUAUCCGGGGUUGACCCUACUCCACGGUCUUCAGCAGAAUCGGUAAGACCACUACGAGAAUACCAUAUCUGACAAGAAGACGGCGCCAGCAACAACGGGCUACUUGACAAAAGUGAUGUCGUUUAGUGCCCAAAGCCUUUUUUCCGUAGUAGAUUACGUAUAGAUCAACGAAAUUUGGAUGAAAUAUAAACAAGAAUCCGAAAACUAAAUAUUCGAAGAAAAUACUUUGGGGAUUAAUGAAUUAUUCCUGUGGUGAUAUCAAAUUUGAAGCAGGGAUGUAGGGUCGAUGUUUGCAUAUCUAUGUUUAUAUUCAUCCAAAAAUUCAUCCUCUAUGGGCCUGUUAUAAGAACCUCAUUUCUUUUGUGACCAAAGAUUCGAACAAGCGAUAAGUGACUUGUAAAAAGAUCUCACUCGCUUAUAUGAAUCUACAGCCUUUGUGACUGGGAUGCUUUGUAUUAUUUGAACUAGUUCAAGGUUUAUUACUAGUAUAUUAAAUUACAAAUUAGAUAUUCCGCCUCUAUUUUUAUAUAGCACCAAGUCUUAUAUAGGGCCUAUAGAGGAUAAGGAGUGUAAGUAAUCUUAUAUAAAAUUCGUUCUAUUUAGAAACAAUAAAAUCGUUUAUAUUGUAAGGUAUAAUAGAUGCAUGAAUAAAAUAUUUUAAAAACGUAAUCAGUAUGAACUAUUAUAUGUGCGUAAUUAAUAACGUCCUUUUAUUAAUCAGAUAAGCUAAUACACCCGGAUAACGAUCACCAUACAUAAAGGGUUAAAACCCGCCAUAGUAGCUCACGUGAGUGCGUCGCGUUCCGUGAUCAGUCUGUAUAUAUCCGGUUCCAACAGGCCGGCAUAAUUGUGUCGACUGCCGAGGAGUAAUCAUCUCUCGUCAGUCGAUAUUUGGCCCCACUUCACAUUCAAUCAGGUGCAGUAGGGCCAUUGCCGUGAUCAUUUAAAAAAAAAUAGAAAUUUAAACUUGGUCAAGUACCCAAUAGACCUAAUCAUAAUAUAUUCAACCUUAUAUUUAAAAAUGAAAGCUAAUGCACAUAUGACAUUUCAUAAUGCUAACGAUAAAUCGAACUUAAUAAAGUAUCGCAUACGAGUAUAUUCAAAUACAAUAUUUGAUAUCGAUAUAGCAUUUCGUAAUGUGUAUUGUGAAAAGCAAGAGGUCGGAGUGUCGGUAAGAGAUAUUGGGAACGUAUGUUAAAUUUAUGUUAAUAUAUUUGUCGGGGUAGAUAUCGUAAUCGUCGGUUUAUGCCAUCUUUGCUUACCAUGUGGGCUUUUCGUAGGUAAUGCGAACAAAACAGAGUAAUCAUUGAAAGUACAAUUUAAUUCCAAUCAUCACGCUUCUAAUUGUUCAAAACUAUAUUAGAUUAGGAGGUUCAGGACUCCGUGUUCUUCCACCAUACCAUUAUUACAAUCAAUUACACUCUGUAUUUCACAAAAUAAGUAAUUACUCCAUUGUUACAAUAAUAUGUAGGUACUUUCGCCAUAUUAUUUUUACAAAAACAUUCCAUAUUCAAACUGCUAUUAAAAGCACACACCGCAAUGUACAGAGGUUGCAACUCAAUACAUGAAUACUCUUUGCACAUUAUAAUAUAUACCGCUCUCAAUGAAAAGGCGCAACCAUAUCCUUGAUAGUUUCUACAAGGUGUUCAACAUGGAGGUAUGUAAUUCUCGCUUGAGGCAUAGCGGCUACUCUGUUACACAGUAAACUAUAUCUCGCAUUACGAAAGUAAAAAUAAGCUCGAUCUCUGACAUAUUAAUAAAUAUAGUUACAACACAUUCUUGGUAAAGUUGUUAAGAAAAUAAAUAUAAAUGCAAGUUUGCCCGACUUACGGUUUAGAGAUAAGAGAGAUCUCAGUAAAAUUUUGUUAAAAUAUUUUUAAGAUUAUUUUAAUUUAUUGGAUUUUUUUUGUUUUUAUUACAUAUCUGGGUACUGGUCGUUUUCGCAUUUUAUCUAAUUGAUACUACAAAUGUUUGUUUGGCUGUGUUAUUUAGUUACUUACAGAAUUUUAUUAGUAAAACAAUCUUAAAGAGAAGUAAACUCUGAUGUAGUGUUAUAGGUUAUUAAUUCUAAAUAUUUAGCCUUCUAUAAUUUACGGCAAUAAAUAUCUAAUCAAUGUAUAAAUAGUGUAAAUGGAUCUCAAAUGUGGAAGGGCCUUUUUACAAGUUUUAGGUAAAUUUUAUUUGACAGCUGUAAACAGGUAAUGUAGAUAUUACCCAUUUUCUUACCUUUUAUUAUGGAGUAUAGAUUUGAGUACGACUUUCGUAUUUGGUCAGCUUAUACAUUGUUGUGACGAAUAGUAUUUACUCAAACUUGUGAAAUAGUACUUUAAUAUCUAAUCAUCUGUCAAUUCGUUGAAUUCAAUAGCACGUCUCCGAUUUAAUCUCACAUAAAUCUCCUGUGAUACUUUUGUAAAUAUAGUAUAUUUGAAAAUUAUGUAAAUAUCAUUAGUAAUAUAAAUAUAUUAUACUUAAGACAUGAUAUAGUAUACUCUAUAAUCUGAUUUGUUUAUGCCAAAUAAUUUUAAAUGCUAAUGAUUAAGUAUUUAAUGUAGGAUGCAAUUGCGAAUAAUGUUAUUUACAAUGAACAAGUGUACAUGUCUUGUCAAUAUAUCAAUAAUAUUUACCGUUCAUUAUAGAGCACGCAAUACAAUAUGGAAUUUAUUGCUUCCAAUAUCAACACAUCGCUAUUAAGUUUAAAAAUAACUAUGAAUUUAUUAGUGGUACAUACGGUAUGUAGAACAUAAGAUAACAGCAAUGUUUUUCAUAAAUCUCGUAUGUAUGCAAAUUUUAAAAAUCUUUUGAUGAAACGUCUGGGGUUCCAUGAAUAACUUACAUAGUGUUGUCUUAGGUCAUCAUGAGAAUAUUGUCUUUACUAAAAAUACUAUAAAUAGUGUAACUAAAAUUUUAAAACAGCAAACAUUUAAAUUAAUCGUCGAAUGUAUUUGAAAAAUGAAUGCACGCGUACCAUAUUCAAAAAAAUAAAACCUCUUAAUUUUUUACUUUUUUUGUAUUUUCUCGGAAGUUCAUUGGCUCAUCAUAUCUAGCAUCGAUUGCCUUUGCGCAAAAUAACUUCUCUAUAUGAGUCUUGUAGAUAUUACGUUGCUUUCAAACUAGUCAGCCAUAGCGACUUUUAAAAGUAAAUGUGUACUUUCAUACAGAAUUCAUGUGAACAGUUAUUGAGUUUCUCCCUUUCAAUGUAACAAGAUAUUUUUAGUAAGAGUGGUAUAUCCACCUAUGAACUGAACUUUUGCCAUGCAACGCUAUUUGAGAUAUAUUUAAUCAUAAUAUUUUUUUAAAACUUUUAUUUAAUUUUAAACAUUUCUAAGAAAAUACAAUGAUCGCAGUCCAAAUAGGAUUUUAAAAAAGAAAUAUCGUAAAGAAAAACGGCGGUUUGUCUGAAUUGACAAAUUAAAUUAAAUUACACUAGAUGUACUUAUGAAUUAUUAUUGUCAAGUAGAUUGUUUCUAUUUUGAUAAAAUCAGGAGUGAAUUUUACAUCAUUUAGUAACACUAAUGAACAGCAAUAUAUCAUAUUAUACUUAUAACUAUAAAUGUCCAUUGUCAACUUUCAUUCCACUAUGUUUAGUAUCUUAGUAUUUUCCCUUUCAUAAAUUAGGUUAAUUAAGCUAAAUAAUUUAAUGGGGAAAAGCGCUAAUGAACUUUAUUAGAAUAAAUCUUGUAAAUUAUUACAAUUAAUCAAAUAAUUAUAUCUUAGCACAUAUCACUCUGUCAUUCCAAAAUAAAUUAAUUACGUGUAAAUAUUUCAUUCUUCAAUAAUUAUUAUUGUAUAAAACCCUAUAAGAUUAGCACAUUGUGGUUUGUUAGCAAUAGAUAUCCUAAGUCGUAGAAUGAGGUUAAUACAACAUGAAGUUUUUGAGUUGGAGUAAAUAUGUUGGUUUACUUUUUAAUCAAGAUUCGCCUAGCUAUUCGCCAAUACUCAAAAUAUGGCAUAAUUGUUUUUAUUUUAACGAAGUCUAUGUAUUCUUAAUUCAGUUUUUUCUUUAUUGUUUUAUUUUUAGGGGUUAUAGUUAAAAUGUCUGUUAGAAAUUGAAAAUGGACAAUUAAACGGCAGAUUUUCGAAGCAAGUCCCGAUCAAUUUUAUUGAAAAUGCAGUUUCCAUUUCAAGCGCCCUUUCGCCGCUUUAUAUAUUCUAUAAAGUAAUGAAGUUAUCUCACUCAGGAGUGUAAUGUUAUGAGUCUACAAACUCAUAUUUUUUCGUUGAAAUGACUGUAUUUUAUUUAAAAAAACUGUAUUAUAGUGAUUUUGAGGUUAAGCAAUUUUUUAUUCUAACGGAAUGAAUGGAAAAUUAUUAUAGAUUAUUGCUUAUAUUUGGAUUUAAGAACGUAUAACAACGUGUACAGGUAUGAAACAUUGGUAAGUUUAAUUCAAAAUCUUGUUAAAACAAGUAGAAAAAUAUAUUAGAAAGUAAUUUAAAUGUAUAUAUUUAUGUAUAAGGAAUGUAGAAUAAUCUCUGAUUUCUUAUAGUAUAUCAACUAAUUUGUAAGAGCUCUGUCUUUGGGUCAUGUUUAGUGAAAACUAUCUUAUUUCUGAUAGACAUAAAUAUCAUACAGAUAAUGCUCUACCCUGUCAGUAUUAGACCCUAACGUUUGUACACUAUCCGCUAUAUAAUUGAAAACAUUUUGAAUAUUCCUUUUGCAAUUCGUCAAAAUGAUUAGAUCAUAUAAGCAUAUAUGAUUGUAAACAUUUAAGCAAUACUUAAAAUUAUAUUUUCCUUCAACAUGAUUAGAUAAUAUAGGUAUAUAUGUUUGUAAACAUCAGAUAUUCCAAAUUAUAUUUCCAAAUACCUAUAUUUUAUAAAUUAAUUUGACUGAAACGUGUAUUAAAUUAGUAUUAUAUGGAAUUUGUUAUUCAUUCGCUCAGUGUUCUAGUCACGUUCUGGUUAUCUAGUCAUACUAAUUUGUUAUUAAUUUAAUUAUAAGAUAGCAAUGAUUGCGUUUAUUGAAUUGUAAAUAAUAUUUUCUAUGAUCUCAGUAUUUCUUAUGGCCGCUUCGUUAGCCCUUAAAGGGAAGGCCGAAACUGGUGUUUGAUUAAGA
Messenger RNA from Manduca sexta (tobacco hornworm), 6562 nucleotides. It is a transcript of the gene Dopr1, whose product is annotated as dopamine receptor 1. Gene Ontology annotation, biological process: adenylate cyclase-activating adrenergic receptor signaling pathway. The record is from RefSeq and is a predicted model, not a curated record. Bases 355 to 1581 code for a protein of 408 amino acids. Gene Ontology annotation, cellular component: membrane. Lineage: Eukaryota; Metazoa; Arthropoda; Insecta; Lepidoptera; Sphingidae. Gene Ontology annotation, molecular function: G protein-coupled receptor activity. The transcript has 9 exons.